Molecule: messenger RNA, 117 nt
Organism: Callithrix jacchus (white-tufted-ear marmoset)
Lineage: Eukaryota; Metazoa; Chordata; Mammalia; Primates; Cebidae
Gene: KRTAP20-4
Product: keratin associated protein 20-4
Source: RefSeq, a predicted model, not a curated record
AUGUCCUUUAGAGCCAUCUUUCUGGCAGCCUGGGCUGUGGCCAUGGGAAGGACUGUGGCUGUGGCUGAGUAUGGCAGGUGUGGACAUGGCUGUCAACCAUCUUGCUCUGCCAGGUAA